Xenopus tropicalis (tropical clawed frog) is the source of this 1113-nucleotide messenger RNA. RefSeq names its product coiled-coil domain containing 198 (gene ccdc198). Bases 139 to 1014 code for a protein of 291 amino acids. The record is from RefSeq and is a predicted model, not a curated record. The transcript has 6 exons. Lineage: Eukaryota; Metazoa; Chordata; Amphibia; Anura; Pipidae.
AGAAACCACACAUUCAACAGGUAACUUCAGCUCCCACUGGGGACAAAAUGUGACGAGCCUAAAAAACUCUCAUCUCCAAGACUUUCUGAUUAUUGUUCUUGGACAAAUGAAACAAACAUUGAUUUUCUCAUUCCCGAAAUGGGGAUAAAUGGCUCAAAAUUUAACCACAAGGUGAGAAAGGUGACACCACUGGAAAAUAAAGAUGCUUUUGACUCGCCAGCUCAAAUCCCUGGAUAUAAUGGCUCAGACAGCUUGUCUUCUUAUGGAAGAGUGGAACAGAGCAACCUGAUAUGGGAACGACAACUUCCUCCAUUAAGAGAAACUCUUUAUGGACGAGGCUUAAUAGUUCCUAGUCCCCUUUCUUUUGACAUCCCUCUGGAAAAUGGAAAUACGACCAGUAUUAUAAAGAGGCACCCACCUCGAAGACUUCAAAAACUUGAGCCGGUGGUACUGCCAACUAUAAUCUCUGCCGAGCGUAUUAUCAGUAACCAAGGGCAAGCUAUUGGAAAGCAGGGGAUGGAAAGAAAAACACCGGCAGCCAAGAACGCAGCAACAAGGAGACAGCAUAUGCAUAAAAUGCAAAUGCAGGAAAUCAAUCGCAAACGAGAAGAGGCCGAACUAAAGAGGAACCUCCACAGAGAAGUGAAAAUCAAUAAACAGAAAAUGAGAGAAAACAAAGCUAAGCUAGCAAAAGCAAACACCCUGAGAUGUAAUGAAGAUGAAGAUUUCCCCAAUGUGGAACAUGAUUUCAAUGUGAAUUACGGGAACAUAUGGCACUGGAACACAUCCAGCCCUAGGGACACAAGGCCUUUUCCAAUGCAGACAAAAGGAAAACUAGAGAUGUGGUUUAAGGACUAUCAAAGUGGCAAAGAGACAUACAGUGACAGCUCGAGUACCGACUCACUAGACAGCUGGAUCCGAGAGGACAGAAGGGGUCACCAGCGGCCUGCAUUAAUAAGAACAAAGGCUGAAAAGAUUCCAACAUUUGAUGAGUUCUUUGAUCGGGAAUUCUAAGUUCAGCUACACUGGUUCAGGGCUUGCCCCAUAGGCACGAAUAUUUGCCUUAUCAGAGCUUGAGCUAUUAAAGAAAUAAAUUCUCAGCUUUCAAAAUAA